Messenger RNA from Asparagus officinalis (garden asparagus), 2322 nucleotides. Its product is annotated as eyes absent homolog 2. The coding region runs from base 427 to 1377 and encodes 316 amino acids. The transcript has 7 exons. Gene Ontology annotation, molecular function: protein tyrosine phosphatase activity. The record is from RefSeq and is a predicted model, not a curated record. Gene Ontology annotation, cellular component: nucleus. Gene Ontology annotation, biological process: positive regulation of DNA repair; cell differentiation; multicellular organism development. Lineage: Eukaryota; Viridiplantae; Streptophyta; Magnoliopsida; Asparagales; Asparagaceae.
AAUUUCUCACCCAUUCCACAGUUCCGAUCCAUUGGCCUCCAUUAACAGCGUGGAUAGCGUUUAAAUCUGCAAAUUUUGAAAAGAUCAGGCGUCUCCUGCAAAAAAUCUAGUACGCAAUUCUGGACCUUUUCCAACUUCAAUCAAGCACGAAAAAGACCUGUUCUUUAUAAAAGAGAGCGCUUUAUUAUGCAAAGCUUCAAGGGUUCAUUGAAAAGUAAGGAAGGAGCUUGGGGGUGAAGCUGACAAUAGGAAGAGGUCUUUUUCUUCAAACAGGGAAUCAAAGAAAUCCUCUUGAGCUCUUGAAGAAGAACCAGUGUUUCUUUUUCCAGUGUUGCUGCUGUUGAUAGCUCUUUACACUCGACAUCUGGAUCUGGAUCGUCUGUGGACCUGGUGCAUAAUUUUUUAGCAUUGGCAUAGACUUGCCUGAUGGAUUUAUCAUUGUCUGGUAGUGGUAAUUCAGCUCUACAUCAAAAUGACAAAUCACCUUUAGUUGCGGAAAAGCAUUGGGAAACCAAUGUCUACAUAUGGGACAUGGACGAGACACUUAUAUUGUUAAAAUCUUUGUUGGAUGGGACAUUUGCAAAUGCGUUUAAUGGUUCGAAAGAUUCAAGAAAGGGAAAAGAAAUUGGGACAUAUUGGGAAGACCAUAUCCUACAAGUUUGUGACAAGUAUUUCUUCUAUGAGCAAAUUGAAAACUACAAUGAACCUUCUCUCAGUGGUUUGAGGGAAUAUGAUGAUGGGAAGGACCUUGCAGAUUAUGAUUUCAGCAAAGAUGGUUUUACUUCUCCUUAUGAUGAUGCCAACAAGAGGAAACUUGCAUUUAGACAUCGUGCCAUUGCAGAAAAAUAUUCAAAGGGUUUAGAAAAUGUACUUGACCAAGAAAUGUUGAAAUAUUGGGAUGACCUUUAUAAUCUCACGGAUAAUUAUACUGAUGGAUGGCUUUCUUCAGGGCGUGCCCUUUUGGAGCAGAUUUCUGGCAAAAAUAAAGGGGUUUCUGAUAAUCUUAUAUCUGAAGGCGCUACGUCUGCGAGGAAAUGCCAUCACAUUAAUGUCUUAGUUACUUCCGGAUCCUUAAUUCCUAGUCUUGUCAAGUGCUUGCUCUUUCGGUUGGAUGACUUAAUUUUACAUGACAAUGUCUAUAGCUCGUGGGAAGUGGGAAAGCUCCAUUGUUUCAAACGGAUCAAGGAACGUUUUGGAGGUCCAGCUGUCCGUUUUUGUGUGAUCGGAGAUGGAAUGGAGGAAUGCGAUGCUGCACAGAGAAUGAAUUGGCCGUUCAUUAAAAUCGAUUUGCACCCAACUGGUCCUCAUAGAUUUCCAGGUCUCACUAUGAGAACAGUUGAACAUUAUAUUGAUGUAAUCUACGGAAAAUCUGACUGAGAAUGAAGAAUGAGUUACAGCACAAACUGGGAGACUAGAUAGCUGCUUACAUCUUAUUUCACCUAGAUUUCAGAGGGCAAAAGGCUUUUGCAAAGUGAGAUGACAGUGAAGAAACAAUAUUCCUUGCCUCCCAUGAAGCAGCCACAAUUCAUAUGAAUAACUGGUAACUAUUUGAGAAGAUACAGGAAAUCUUCUUGACUUGGUGUUUCCAUCGGUAGAAGGUUUGCAUUUGUUUGUUGUACGGUUAAUUUUUUCUUCCAGACUACGGUUAUAUCUUGAAGAGCAUCGGGAUAUUUGUGAAAUCACACGAAGGUCAACCUCUCUGAUGAUUAGAAGAAAUAAUUGGUCAUGUCAUCAAUUCUCAGUUAAAGGGUUUUCUCAUUUGCGGCAACAGUUCACAAGGGUGAGUGACAACUACUUGCUCGGUUUUGGUCAUUGACCGCCACAAAUCAUCCAGUUUCAGCCUGAACACUGGUUUCUUUAGGUCAAUUGCAAAUAGACCCCUGUAUAUUGUUCAGUUGCAAAUAGACCCCCGACCGAACUUUUUGACUCUUCUACCCUCAGAAGGUCUAUUUGUCAAAAAAAAAGAGCCAACUUUUCACUCAGUGUUUUGUCUGCAACAAUAGAACUAUGGGGUUCAUCUGCAUUUGGGCGAUGGUACAGUGGUCUGUCCGCAAUUUGGUGAUAGUAUAGGGGGUCUAUUCAAUAUGAGUUCUUCUUUUUGUAACAGGAUCGAUUGAUUUUGGCGUGUAAAGUAUGAUUGUGCUCGACAAUAGUUUGCAAAAGUUGAGGGAGCAUCAUGAAAGGGUGGUUUGGAUUCUAGUUUUCCCUUUGCCUGUGAGUGUUAUUGUAACUAAUAGUAGCGUCAGGUGCACUAAUAUCUAGUCUCCCUGGAAUUUCCUUGUACAUAUCAGUCAUGUUGAUUGUACGAUGUCUUUUUCUUUA